Molecule: messenger RNA, 707 nt
Organism: Drosophila melanogaster (fruit fly)
Lineage: Eukaryota; Metazoa; Arthropoda; Insecta; Diptera; Drosophilidae
Exons: 2
Coding region: 80-382 (100 amino acids)
Source: RefSeq, marked reviewed
GUCGUUAGUUCAAUUAAAGCCAGUGGUGUGCGAACAGUUUCAAGUCGAGUUACACAUAAAUCCUAAAUAUACCAACAACAUGAAAUUCACUCUGCUGCUGCUCAUCGCCAGUUUGGCCUGCAUCCUGGCCGCACCUGCUCCCGCCGCCGAGGAGCAGCAGGAGGAGUCCUCUGUCAAGGCAAAGCGCGGCAUAUCAUUGGGGCUCGGCUACCAUGCCCCCUUGGUCACCCACUCGCACUACAUAGCUGCACCCACGCUGGUGCAUCAUGCCCCAAUCAUAUCGCAUGCCCCACUCAUCGCCCAUGCCCCGCUGAUUGCCCACCAUCCGGUGUCUUCGGUGUCCUAUCACCUGCCCACCUACCACUCCAUCCACCACUUCUAAUUAGGCACGCACACGGAGCGGCGGAUCAAUUAGACACCUUUGUAGUGCAGCAGCAUUGCCGAAACAUUCGCACGUGCAUCAGAUUUCCUGCCCAAACAAUUCCCGAUUGCUAUGUAAAUAAAUGUUAAAGUCAAACGUGUGUCUUCAAUUCAAUUUAAAGAGUUUUAAAUUUAGCCCUAAAAACUCACUGCAAUCACAACAAAACUUCCCACAGAAACCCAAAAGAAAAGCUUAACAAUUUUGCAUAAAUUACGGCUUACAAAUUAGGCUUACACAAAUAACUUAGUUUAUUGGCUUACAGUUUAAAAUUAUAACUAAAACGUUG